Myotis lucifugus (little brown bat) is the source of this 1690-nucleotide messenger RNA. RefSeq names its product multivesicular body subunit 12A (gene MVB12A). Gene Ontology annotation, biological process: virus maturation; receptor catabolic process; viral budding. Gene Ontology annotation, cellular component: ESCRT I complex; cytosol. NCBI's taxonomy places the organism in Eukaryota, Metazoa, Chordata, Mammalia, Chiroptera, Vespertilionidae. The record is from RefSeq and is a predicted model, not a curated record. The transcript is spliced from 9 exons. Bases 87 to 902 code for a protein of 271 amino acids.
GAGUUGUAGUUCUGACCCCUUCCCGAACUCUGUGGCCGGGCGGCGGCUCCGAAAUCCGAGGCGGUCCACCACCUUUGGCUAGAAGGAUGGAUCCGGGGCCUGACGCGGUGCCUCUGGCUGGCCUGGCCUGGUCGUCGGCCUCGGCGCCCCCGCCGCGGGGAUUCAGCGCGAUCUCCUGCACCGUGGAGGGGGCGCCCGCCAGCUUCGGCAAGAGCUUCGCGCAGAAAUCUGGCUACUUCCUGUGCCUCAGUACCCUGGGCGGUCUGGAGAAUCCGCAGGAGAACGUGGUGGCCGAUAUCCAAGUCCUGGUGGACAAGAGCCCCCUCCCGCCGGGCUUCUCCCCGGUCUGCGACCCCCUGGACUCCAAGGCCUCUGUGUCUAAGAAGAAGCGCAUGUGUAUGAAGUUGGUGCCCCUGGGAGCUGCGGACACAGCUGUGUUUGAUAUCCGGCUGAGCGGGAAGACCAAGACGGUGCCUGGAUACCUUCGAAUAGGGGACAUGGGUGGCUUUGCCAUCUGGUGCAAGAAGGCAAAGGCCCCUCGGCCAGUGCCCAAGCCCCGAGCUCUCAGCCGGGACAUGCAGGGCCUGUCCUUGGACCAACCCAGCCAGCCCAGCAAGGGCGGCUUCCCAGAGGGGACAUUGUCGAGACUGGGUUCCAGGGCCUCCACCCUGCGGAGGAGUGACUCCAUCUACGAGGCCUCCAACCUCUAUGGCAUCUCAGCCAUGGACGGGGUUCCCUUCACGCUGCACCCCCGAUUCGAAGGCAAGAGCUGCGGCCCUCUGGCCUUCUCUGCCUUUGCUGAUCUGACCAUCAAGUCGCUGGCAGACAUUGAGGAGGAGUACAACUACGGCUUCGUGGUGGAGAAAACAGCAGCUGCACGCCUGCCCCCCAGCGUGUCAUAGCCCCUUCCUGUUCCAGGGAAGAGGCCCCUGCCCCACACCCCCAGGACUGGCAGCUGCCCCACCCUAGCUCAUGUUGGGGACCUUGGCAGCACAGGCCAUUCUGGACCCUCAGCCCCAUGGGGAGCGCUAGCCCGAUGGGGGUGGACCUGGCUGCUGGAUGGGGUCUCCUGCCCCAGGCCCCGUAGGGCAGAGGUGGGGCUCGAUGGAAACUGGUGCCUUCACGUCAUUUGUGUCAAGACUCUCUGGUGCCCGGAGGCCACAGGCUGUCUGUCCUCUGGGCAAUAAACACUAUGCCGCCUGCCGCCUGGAGUCCUGAUCCUGGCCCUGAGCGUGGCUCGUGGUCUUCACCGUGUGCCAGCCGGACAGCCGUGACCCCGCAAGCGGGGAAAUCCGGGGAGGUGGCCCCGCUGCUCCUCCUGUUCCGCAGAUGGAAACUGAGGCCCAGGAGUCUAGGUCACGAGGAAGACCCAGUCCUGCUCCUCUGUCCUUGCGCACAGUAAUGUCGUGGUAACAGCUGCCAUGUAUCUCGGGGACCACUUCGCAAGGCCUUAGACAGGUGUCUCAUUUAAUCCCGUCACAGCCGGUGGGAAGCCCCUGUGCUGUCACCAUUUUACAGAUGGUGACACUGAGGCAGCGGACAGCUCUGAUCACAGCUGGGCUUAGACCCAGAGCCUGCUCUCCACCAGAAAGCUGUCUGCGCAUCCUUUUCCCUCCGCUGAGCUAUGGCUACAAUGGUCGACCCUCACUAUUCGCAGUCAUUCCAUUUUAUACUAAAGUUGCGGAGAAAA